This is a messenger RNA of Coffea arabica (coffee), 665 nucleotides long. Lineage: Eukaryota; Viridiplantae; Streptophyta; Magnoliopsida; Gentianales; Rubiaceae. The record is from RefSeq and is a predicted model, not a curated record.
AUGGGAAAAUUAGGUGCAAGAAAUGUUGUUGUUUUCUCCUUUCUUCUUCUUCUGAUUGAGAAGAGGAAUGGGGGAACGGAGAAGGAGAAGAAAAGGGGAACUGGGGUUGGGAGUGGUGAAAAUGACGAUGCGGAAGGAUCAGUGGAGGAAAAAGCUCAAAGAGCACUGGAAUGGCCUUGCAUUGCUCAUUUGAGGACUGGUCCUUGUGGCUUCCAGUUCUCUGAUGCCUUCCUCUGUUAUGCUCCAGAGAAGGGUUCAGACUGUGUUAGACCAUUUGUGGCUCUGCAGAGUUGUAUCAAAGCAAAUGCUGAUGCAUUUUCAGAGGACAUUUUAGAGGACGAUGAAAUCAAGAAAGAGGAAAAACCAUCCAAAGAAUACAAAGUUUACCCUCCCCUUUGGUCUGUAGAAUCCAAAAAAUCCAAACAAAAGUCUUAAGACAGAAUGUACUUAUUCGAUUCCGUGGAACCUCAUUUUGUUAAAUACUAACUUCCAUGGGGCAUUUUUCCAGUCUAUUUCAUAUUAUUACCAAGAGAUUUCUUUAGGUCUAAGACACCACCAAGAAGUGUUCUUAUGAUUAGAGGCAUUUUGUAAACGUUAAUAACAAUCUGUAGAUUGAUCCCCCUUAUUGGUUUUAACUGAGCAAGAAGGGCCUCCAAUGCUUUUUA